This is a messenger RNA of Eptesicus fuscus (big brown bat), 1131 nucleotides long. It is a transcript of the gene APOE, whose product is annotated as apolipoprotein E. The record is from RefSeq and is a predicted model, not a curated record. Lineage: Eukaryota; Metazoa; Chordata; Mammalia; Chiroptera; Vespertilionidae. Gene Ontology annotation, molecular function: lipid binding; very-low-density lipoprotein particle receptor binding; low-density lipoprotein particle receptor binding. The transcript is spliced from 4 exons. Gene Ontology annotation, biological process: lipid transport; cholesterol catabolic process; regulation of amyloid-beta clearance. Gene Ontology annotation, cellular component: extracellular region; intermediate-density lipoprotein particle. Bases 97 to 1029 code for a protein of 310 amino acids.
GCCCUAUAAUUGGAGGAGUCUGGGAUCCCUGAGUCCUACUCAGCCAGAGCGGAGACGAAGGACCGGUUGCUCAGGAGUCGACUGCCGGCACUGAAGAUGAAGGUUCUGUGGGCUGCGUUGGUGGUCACACUCCUGGCAGGAUGCCGGGCCAAUGUGGAGGAGGAGGUGAAGCUGGCACCGGAGCCAGAAUGGUGGCAGGCCAACCAGCCGUGGGAGCAGGCGCUGGGCCGCUUCUGGGAUUACCUGCGCUGGGUGCAGACGCUGUCUAACAAGGUGCAGGAGGAGCUGCUCAGCACCCAGGUCUCCGAGGAGCUGUCGAUGCUGAUGGAGGAGACCAUGAAGGAGGUGAAGGCCUACAAGGAGGAACUGGAGACGCAGCUGACCCCCAUGACCCAGGAGACGCAUGCCCGCCUGUCCAAGGAGCUGCAGGCAGCGCAGGCCCGACUGCAGUCGGACAUGGAGGACGUGCGCACCCGCCUGACGCAGUACCGCAACGAGGUGCAGACCAUGCUGGGCCAGAACACCGACGACUUGCGGGCCCGCCUGGCCUCCCAGCUGCGCAAGCUGCGCAAACGGCUGCUCCGCGACGCCGAGGACCUGCAGAAGCGCCUGGCGCUCUACCGAGUCGGGGCCCGCGAGGGUGCGGAGCGCGGGGUCGGCGUCAUCCGCGAGCACCUCUUGCCGCUGGUGGAGCAGGGCCACAUGCGGGCCAUCACCGCCAGCCAGCCGCUGCGGGAGCGGGCGGAGGCCUGGAGCCAGCGGAUGCGCGGAAAGCUGGAGCUGAUGGGCACCCGGGCCCGCGACCGCCUCGAUGACAUGCGCGACCAGAUGGAGGGGUUGCAGGCCAAGGUGGAGGAGCAGGCCAACCAGAUGCGCCUGCAGGCCGAGGCCUUCCAGGCCCGCCUCAAGGGCUGGUUCGAGCCCCUGGUGCAAGACAUGCAACGCCAGUGGGCCGGGCUGGUGGAGAAGGUGCAGUCGGCCUUGGGCACCAGCGCCAGCCCCACCCUGGCGCCCAUCGAGAAUCAAUGAGUGCUGGCCCACUCCCCUCUCCCAGCCUGCAGGGCCCUGUCCCUGCCCCCACUGCCCCCCUGGGGGGCCCUGGCUUAAUAAAGGCUCACAAACUUCACAGCA